Molecule: messenger RNA, 2035 nt
Organism: Carassius auratus (goldfish)
Lineage: Eukaryota; Metazoa; Chordata; Actinopteri; Cypriniformes; Cyprinidae
Exons: 10
Coding region: 371-2035 (554 amino acids)
Source: RefSeq, a predicted model, not a curated record
AGCUAACAUUAGCAUCUUUCCUUUCACCAUGUUUCUGAAAAUGUGUGUUUUUCCGUCAAACUGAAGAGGUGACUCCGCUCAAAAAAACCUUAGUCGACGAGGUAAUAUCUUGUAUCCAGCAGCAGCCUUAUGUCUGUAGCAUUGCCUAAUGUUUUAAUAAACUGCAGGGUACCCUGCUAAUAAGAUACAUUUUGAGCCGUGAAAGUGUAGGCCUGUACUUUUUUGAAUUGUAACAGCUAUGAUAAAUACGUCUGAGAGCGCGUGGUUUUCAGCUUACACUUACACACACACACACACACACAGUUUCUCAAUCACACUAACAUUAGUUGUUAUGUUAAAUAACAUGUUUUCUCUUUAAUUUCAGGUCAAGAUGUUGAUAAAAGUGCAACUUGGAGGGAAGAAAAAAUAUAUAAAACUGGAAGAAGUUUGUUUCUCAGAUUUUCUUAGUGCAGUCCAACAGAAGUUUAUGAUAUCAGAGAAUACAACAUUGAAAGUCACAGAUGACCAGGGCAUAGAGGUGGAUGAGGAUGUAUUCCCAGAACUUGCAACAACCAAAGAAAUGUGUUUUAUCAUCCACACUGAUGAUGAACUUCUGUUUGCUGAAACAUCCAAGAAUUCUGUUGACUUCUCAGACCUGACAGAGUUUGGUGCCUCUUCAAAUCAGACAGAAUAUGUUACGCUCACUACUUGUGAUUUGACUGUCCUGCAGCAAGGGGUUGUUGAAGGACCCUCCUCCCCAAGUCUGACAGAUACAUUGUCUGUCUCAAGCAGAUUAAGCAGCAGUGAUUCUGGAUCUCAAAUGCUUCAACCUUUAACGGACAGUUUCAGUGCAAGAAAUAAUAUAAAGCAAAUUCUUACUUCAAAGACAGCAGGGAUGACUGUGAUCAAAGAGUAUGAAGACACUGGGAGUUUGAAAGAUUCCACAAGGCGGUUAAUGGUGAACAUAAUUGUAGCUCACAUGCAUGAAAAAGAAGGGAGAACUGUUAGUAAAGCAACAAAGGAGUUCCAUGCCCUUGGGAUUGUGUCCCUGUUCCCAUCUUUGAAAGACCCAUACUCUAAAAAAGGAUAUGAACAUUUCUAUGACAUUCAGAGCAACAAAGGCUUUCUUGAGUGGCGUAUAAAGACCGUGCAACGUAAAUCCAGAACCACCUCUGCAUCACAGAGCAGAGUGGAGCUAAAAGGAGGUCCCACAUUAUCAAGAACGAUUGGAACUAUAGAUGACCAGCGAAUAGGAGAUGAAUGUCUGGAAGCUGUGUCUCUCCUCAAUCACACAACUGACCGUGACUUAGUGUUCCAGAAGAUGAGAGAAACUUUCCACUACCGUCAGCAGAUUCUUCACAACCCACAGCGCUCAGCUGAUGUACUACAAAUGUUUCCUCGUUUCUUGGACGUCAAAGGACUGAUUUUGCAAGACUUCUCACUAAUGUUUGGAGCAGAGGUUGCUUCAAGGUUUCUGGAAAAAUGGAACACCAGUUUCAAAGAAAAAGUCAUCCAGGAGGCCAGGAACCUUAAAGAGACUGCUCUCCUGAAACAGCAUCUGAAAGCUGUACUGAAAGAAGGAUCUGAUACUACUGAUGAUCCAGAAUGGGACAGUGACAUGGCCUCUCUAUUUGUCCUGCUUCAUCUUCUUACUCCACAACCAGCUGGAAGAAAGCGGCCCAAGAAGAUCAGUGUUGGAGAGGCAACAGAUCAUCUGGUCAAAUUUCAUAAGUCAUUCCAAAGCCUUGAUGAUCAUCUCCUGACAACUGAAGGAAACCCUCAGCCAUAUCUUCUCGCCUCAGGGACUUCAAAAGCACAGGUUUCCACCUUUUACAUUGUCUUGGACAGAAAAGUUCUGCCUUGUCAAUCAUGUACAUCCUUGGGUGCCUUUGAUGAGCUGUUCAAGUCCCAUUUUGUUUUCAGUGUGAAGUAUGAUGAUGCUCUGUCCAGUCUGUACACAUUUUUGCAGACAACUGUGUACAAUAUCGAUAUAAGUACAACUGAGGAAACUCCAAGGGUCAAAGAGCUAAGAGCGAGACUGUUGAACAAGCACUAA